This is a messenger RNA of Chara braunii, 1299 nucleotides long. Lineage: Eukaryota; Viridiplantae; Streptophyta; Charophyceae; Charales; Characeae. The record is from the annotation of a GenBank genome assembly.
GAGGUCUUCAUCCCGGAGCUCCUUCCCUUUGCGCCGCCCCAAUGAAUCGGCAUCGCCUCUCGACUUUUGGGCUUCCCUCCGACCUUCCCACCUUCUGGAAGUCUGCUACUGACGCCCCUCUGUCUUUUCGGGUCAGGCAGUUGGACAUGCCGAUCCUUGAAGCCGGCAAGAGGAGGGAGUGGUGGAGCGCGUACAUCGCCCUCAGCUUCUGUCUUCUCGAGGUGGUGUUCCAUUGGGCCGAGCUGGCCAACAAGGACGAAGAAGGCAAAGUCCCCGACGACGAGGUGGAGCUGCUGAAAGUCCAAGCAUGGAGAACAAAUACGGAGGGGGAGCUGUUGGGGAUCCUGUUCGGGAAGGUGAGGGUCGACCAUCUCGAGCCGAUCACGAGUGAAGUCCUGGUAUUCCUGGCCCAACUCUUGGACGACCUGCCUCUGGACGUCCUUUCGCGCUGCGACAAGCGGCCCACACCGGCCACGCUCACCCGUACCUUGGCGCCGCAUCUGCUGUGGUCGACAUGCACGGAGAUUGACGGGGACAAUUGCUACUACCCCUCCUCGGGCCACUACCUGGUCAUCGACGUGACUGAUCUCACCUUGUGGGAUCCAAUCAUUCGAAGAGGAGAAGAGAGAGGGGAGGCGAGCAAAAAAGAAGAAGAAGAAGAAGAGGAAGAAGAGGAGAGCUUAGAGGCCGAAUCUCACGACCCCGACUAUAACGCCUCGGAGGAAGCUGAGUCGGGAGGAAGUGGGUCGGACGAAUCAGGUAGCCCUAGCGAGCAGAGCAAGGAAGAGAACGAAGCCGCAGCAGAGAAGAGGCGAGAGAGGGCAGAAGGAAAGCGGUCAGUAGAGGAAUCGGAUGGACCAGCAGCGCAGCUGUUACAAGGCGAUUUGGCUCGCAAUCUAGAGCCGCCGCAGGAGGAACCUGGGGGACAUGGCGUCACCACCGCGGAGGGAUCAAGAAGCAAACGUCGUAGAAGUUCUUCACCGACUCAAUCCUCUCCACCACGGCCCACCAUUCACAUACGUGGAGAUGCGGGCGCUCGGGCUUCGUCCCCGGUUUUUAUCUCGUCGUCCCCUUGAUCUCCUCACCGUCCAUCAGCUCGCAGGCCGUCCCCCGUUUCCUUCCAACUGGCACCCCUUCCCGCCUUCAAUCUUCCAUCAACUUUAUUCCACCCGUCUUAUCGCCACCGUCUUCCCGCACGCCACCACUCGCUCCCUCGUAACUUCCUUUCCCCUCCACGUCCUUCUCUUCAGCAUGGCGUGGCAUGAAUACAACAACGUAGACGUCUUAUUGCAUAAUCGC